AUGGAUAUGUCAAUGGCCAGCUCAACAGGCUCAAUGGCCAUUUCCAUGUCACCAACCAGCACAAUGUCAGGCAUGUCGAUGGACAGCUCAACCAGUUCUUCGAUGUCAAUGUCGUCCGAUACAAUAAUGAAUAUGGAAUCUAUGGCAAUGACAUUCUUCAUCUCCUCAACCACACCUCUCUACUCAAAGGAUUGGACACCGGGCACUACUGGCCAGUACGCAGGCACAUGCAUCUUCUUGAUUGCAUUUGGGGCAGUCUUUCGAGCACUAUUGGCUAUCCGAGUCCGUUUUUAUCAGCUGUUGGCCGCCGCCGAUACCCGCCGCAGCGGUGGUAUAGCCUAUGAACCACACCAGGAGGAGAAGUCGAUUCGACGUCAAUGGCGGGCAAGAGAGGCAAUUUUGUUAGGAUUGAUCGACGUCGUGCUUGCGGGCGUGGGAUAUCUACUAAUGAUUGCGGUAAUGACCAUGAAUGUCGGAUAUUUUCUGAGUGUGUUGGCUGGCGUCUUUGUCGGGGGUGUAUUAUUUGGUCGCUACCUUGCCGACUCAUCGUCACAUUGA
Messenger RNA from Botrytis porri, 558 nucleotides. RefSeq lists its product as uncharacterized. Gene Ontology annotation, biological process: copper ion transmembrane transport; intracellular copper ion homeostasis. Gene Ontology annotation, molecular function: copper ion transmembrane transporter activity. The transcript is spliced from 2 exons. Gene Ontology annotation, cellular component: plasma membrane. The coding region runs from base 1 to 558 and encodes 185 amino acids. Lineage: Eukaryota; Fungi; Ascomycota; Leotiomycetes; Helotiales; Sclerotiniaceae. The record is from RefSeq and is a predicted model, not a curated record.